AUGGGAGGUCCUAGGGCGGCAGGCUUCGCCUGCUACCCGCCCGACGUAAAUAAAUACAACAACAACAACAACAACUACGUCCCGUCGCUCGUCAUCGCGUUUGGACUCGUCUCCAUGUGCACGUCCUUUGUCAAAAAUUAUCAAGGCCUCUAUGUCGCGCGAUUCUUCUUGGGAAUCACCGAGGGAGGCAUGAUGCCCGGGAUUGCUUUCUACUUAUCUUUCGUCUACCGCCGCAACGAACUUCUCUUUCGGAUAGGAAUCUAUGUUACAGGCGCGAAAUUAGCUGGUGCCUUUGGCGGUCUGCUCGCCGCAGGACUGUCCCCCAUCCCUGCCUGUGCCUCAGGCGUGAAGAUCCACGACUGGAGGAAUAUAUUUUUCUUCGAAGGUCUCUUCACCCUCAUUGUCUCCGGGCUCGGAAUGCUUAUUCUUCCAUCUACCCCCGACAGGUGCAAGUUCCUUACCCCGAAAGAUCGCUACAUCGCCCUGGAGCGGAUCAAUCGCGAGCACAAGGAGUCGGCAAAGGAACCCACCACCAGACACCAUUUCUACAGUGUACCACCGUACUGCAUGGCUUGCCUGUUCGCCACCUUCGUUGCCCGCAUGAUUGACAAGUUUAAGCGCCGCGGGAUCUUCAUUGUUGGCGGAACGAUCCUCAGCACCAUAGGCUACGUCCUCCUGAUAACAUGCAAGUCGAACUCCGUGAAGUAUCUGGCAGUGUAUUCAGUGCCGCUGGUGCUUUCCCCCAAGGCCCGGCAUUUCUCGCCUGGGGUCUCAACAAUGCCGCUGGCUCUUCGAUCCGUGCUGUCAGCGGCGCUUUCAUCGUCGCGCUGGGAAGCGGGGGUGCUUUUAUCGCUACGUGGACAUAUCUUGAAGCGGACAAACCGGACUUCCAUCGUGGGCACUACGUUUAUUGGAGCCCAGCUUGUGACGUGCUCGCUGGCGUGUGUUGGCAUUGCUUACAGCAAGUGGGAGAACGGGAAGAGAGGUAGGGGCGAGCGAGACGAGAGGGCCGUGGGGUUGAAUGAGAAGGAAAGGAUUGCGUUGGGGUAUAGCAACCCCGAGUUCAGAUAUCACGAGUAG
Drepanopeziza brunnea f. sp. 'multigermtubi' MB_m1 is the source of this 1080-nucleotide messenger RNA. The record is from RefSeq and is a predicted model, not a curated record. NCBI's taxonomy places the organism in Eukaryota, Fungi, Ascomycota, Leotiomycetes, Helotiales, Drepanopezizaceae.